Molecule: messenger RNA, 1001 nt
Organism: Nicotiana tabacum (common tobacco)
Lineage: Eukaryota; Viridiplantae; Streptophyta; Magnoliopsida; Solanales; Solanaceae
Source: RefSeq, a predicted model, not a curated record
AGCUGCUUGGUCGUCCCAGUCCCUUGGAGUGUAUUCAGUUAUUUUCUGUUUUUCUUCUUCCUCCGUAUCAACACAACCACAAAACCCGUAUAACAAUGGCGGGAGUUUGAAUUACAGCAGAAAAAAGAGAGAGAGCAAAGAAUCAGUGACAGCUACAAAUUCGAGACGAAAAAAAUGGAAAAUACAAGUCACAAUGAUGUUGAUUCUCUUCGCAGGAAUAUUCAAGAGCUUAGAGAUAUUCAAAGAAGUUUUGAAGAUCCAGAGUCAUGCGAUUUAGAAUUGAAGAAAUUACUGGAAGAUUCUACACUUCAAUUUAAGAGCAAAGUGGAACAAAUAUUGUAUGAUGCUUCAGAGAUCAGCUUCUCGUCUAAUCAGGAUAUAGAUGAAUUUUGGGAAUAUUUGAAGAAUGAGCUAAGCACAGAGGAGGCUAAGAAUGCAAAAAUAGCAGAUGAAAUUGAGGGGCUUUCAAGGGAAUAUGUUGAAGGUUAUAGCAAAUUGGUGAACGGGAUUGAAGGCCUAAGUUGUUCUUUGGAGCUCAUUGAAUCACAGGAACUUGAACAAGGAAGAGUACUGGCAAAUUUUGCUUGUUCGACAACUAGAGAAGAUAAUGGAAACUUGUCAAAUACAUCUGCGGAAUAUAACUUUAAGAUCUUAGAAUUAGGCAAUCAGCUUGAGAAGAGCAAAAUGAAUUUGAAGUCAUUGCAAGAUCUCGAGAGUACGUUCAACAGGUUUGAGGCUAUGGAGGAGUUUGAAGAUGCAUGUUCUGGUCUUAAGAUAGUUGAAUUUGAGGGGAACUGCAUCCGAUUAUCUUUGAUAACUUCUAUCCCAAACUUAGAAAGCUUGUUGCACAACCAAAAUAUAGUUGAUGUUGUUGAAACACCAGAGAAGAAUCAUGAGUUGUUAAUUGAACUGAUGGACGGAACCAAGGAGCUAAAACAUGCCGAGAUUUUCCCGAAUGAUGUAUAUAUAAGUGAAAUAACUGAUGCUGCAAAAUCCUUCAG